CGCGGCGCCAUCUUGGGAGCGCGGCUGGACGCUUUUCUUUCUUUCCUUUUCUUCUUGUUGUCAUAUUUUACUCACGUUUAGUUUUCGCCAGCGCGAUUCGGAGAUUGUUCUGCCGAUCGACGUGACUCAAUUUUAAUUAUUUACAUUGUUUGAUCGAGAAAGCGGAACGAGGUGUCUCCAAGCGACACCCAGAAAAGGAGAAUAGGUUAGGAGCCGUCUGGUGUCGAUGGCCACGAUGGAUCUGUCAAAAAUACCGAACGAGAAGAAACUGUAUCUCUGCAAAUGGUAUUUUCGCGCUGGUUUUGCACUGCUGCCAUUCCUAUGGGCCGUGAAUGCAGUUUGGUUCUCAAAAGAAGCUUUCAUAGCACCACCUUACGAGGAACAGAAACAGAUUAAGAGAUAUGUGAUUUUCUCUGCUAUCGGAGCAGUCAUUUGGACAGCUGCUUUACUAGCUUGGAUAAUAAUCUUCCAAACCCAAAGAGCUGCUUGGGGUGAAUUCGCCGAUUCUAUCAGCUACAUAAUUCCCACCGGUAUUCCUUGAGCUUGAUACCCCAUAGCGGUACGCAAUAAUUUAUUGCAGAAAUAUGUGCAUUCAACAAUUGUAUAUUAAACUUUGUAAUAUAUUUAUGUCAUGUAAGUUCAUAUGGUAACAUCUGAUAUGUAGCAUACGCAAUAAA
Messenger RNA from Mycetomoellerius zeteki, 677 nucleotides. It is a transcript of the gene pen-2, whose product is annotated as presenilin enhancer, gamma-secretase subunit. The transcript has 3 exons. The record is from RefSeq and is a predicted model, not a curated record. Gene Ontology annotation, cellular component: gamma-secretase complex. NCBI's taxonomy places the organism in Eukaryota, Metazoa, Arthropoda, Insecta, Hymenoptera, Formicidae. The coding region runs from base 227 to 541 and encodes 104 amino acids. Gene Ontology annotation, biological process: Notch receptor processing.